This is a messenger RNA of Xenopus laevis (African clawed frog), 951 nucleotides long. RefSeq names its product C3a anaphylatoxin chemotactic receptor. The transcript has a single exon. The coding region runs from base 1 to 951 and encodes 316 amino acids. Lineage: Eukaryota; Metazoa; Chordata; Amphibia; Anura; Pipidae. The record is from RefSeq and is a predicted model, not a curated record.
AUGUCUAUAACAGUCACACCUCUUUAUAACAUCUCAAAGGAAAAUGAAGACUUCUCUGACCAGUGGUGGUACAAAAUUACACUUCCACGAAAUAUAUAUGUGGCCAUGCGAAUUAUCUCCAUCAUCUAUCUCAGCAUUACCUGCAUUGUUGGGGUCAUAGGAAAUGGCUUGGUUAUCUGGAUUUCUGGCUUUAAGAUGAGCUUAAUUAGUGCCAAGUGGUACCUUAACCUGGCAAUAACAGACUUUAUAUGCAGUGCCAGUGUUGUACGUAUUGCAGCAUGGUUUUUGCCAGGUCAUUUCUUUGAUUGUAGCGUCAGUUUUGCUUUGCUCCUCCUAAACAUGCUCACCAGUGUCUAUUUCUUAACUGCCAUAAGUAUUGAUCGCUGCAUAUCAAUAAUGUGGCCGUUUUGGGCAAACAGUAACAGGACAAAAAGAUCAGCAAACACUGGUAUUGUUAUUAUCUGGAUGGUGUCUCUGCUCUUCUCAGUUGCAUCUGUUCUUAUAGACUUUGGAUUUCAUGAUUUGAUGCUGUGCGCUCCCAAAGAAAGGGGUUAUUAUAAGGUCCUCAAUAUUUCUAAGGUGGAGAAGUUUGAAAAUCUAAGUCAUCCUGUUACUGUUUCAGUUGUUAUGUUUUUGUUACCAUUUACUGUUAUCCUCCUCUGUUAUGGCUUCAUCAUGUUCAAAGUGGCCACUUUGAGAAGAACAAACAAAUCUCAACGGUCGUUGAAGAUCAUCGUUGCAAUCGUCAUCUGCUUCUUCAGCUGCUGGUUCCCAUAUAACCUCUGGCAAUUCAUCGCAUUCAGAACACGUGAAGAUGACAUUGGUGUUGACCUGAUAAUCAGUUAUGUUUCAGUCUGUUUGGUUUAUACCAGCAGCUGCCUCAAUCCCAUCCUCUAUGUCUUCUUGGGCAGAGACUUUAAGAGCAGUCUUACUAAAUGUAAAUGUAUUUAG